AUGUCAAGGUCCGCGACACCCGCGUUGCCGCUGCAUAAUGCACAAACCUUCGAUUCACCACGUCCCUCCUCCACCAACCCAUUAGGCGGACGGCCAGGUGCUCCCUCAUCGACUUCCACCUCCACAUACUCAUGGCUCGAAACUCACGAAACUGCUGAACGAUUACACACAUCACUCCUACAUGGAUUGACGCCCGCCGAAGCGGAAAUUCGUCUUGCCCGUGAUGGCCCCAACGAGCUUCCCCACGAAGAACCGGAGCCCCUGUGGCUACGGUUCCUCAAACAAUUCAAAGAAACCCUGAUCCUUCUUCUCCUAGCCUCUGCGGGCAUCUCAUUUAUCAUGGGCAACUAUGAUGAUGCUGUCAGUAUUACCUUGGCAGUUACAAUUGUGGUCACAGUUGGCUUCAUUCAGGAAUAUCGAUCAGAAAAAUCGUUGGAGGCGUUGAGUCGCCUUGUCCCGCACUUCGCUCAUCUUAUCCGCGAUAUCCCAUCAACUAGUACCGCUAUCAAUAAUGCCACUCAGUCAUCGCCAGGACCCCGAGAAGAAACUGAAGAGCUCAGGAGCAAGAGUCCGGGCGCCGCAUCUGCCGCUAUCAAAGCAUCCUCUACCGUUCCUGCGAGCGAAUUGGUGCCUGGAGAUUUAGUCCUCUUCUCAACUGGUGACCGUAUUCCUGCAGAUAUCCGGAUCACCGCCGCAACCGAUCUCACCAUUGACGAAUCGAACUUGACCGGUGAGAAUGAACCGGUUGUGAAAUAUACCGCCGCCCUUCGCAUCGCGCCAGGUGGAGCCUUACAACCUCUCAAGAACGUCAAUCCCCCUCGGUCGCCAUUUUACGAUGCUCCCGCUAGUGGUGCUGUCGGUGCAGAUGUCCGUUUAAAUGAGCAGCAUAAUAUUGCGUUCAUGGGUACUCUGGUUCGCUCGGGAUACGGUCAAGGUAUUGUGAUCUCAACCGGUGCGAAGACGGAAUUUGGAAGUAUUUCAGCCUCGCUUCAGGAAAUUGAAAGUCCUCGGACUCCGUUGCAGUUGUCGAUGGAUCGCCUGGGUCAGGAAUUGAGUUAUAUUUCGUUUGGUGUAAUCGGUCUUAUCGUGGUUAUUGGCUUAUUGCAGGGCCGCAAGUUGUUGGAAAUGUUCACAAUUGGCGUUUCACUCGCUGUUGCGGCCAUUCCAGAAGGUUUGCCCAUUAUUGUGACCGUCACGCUUGCUCUGGGUGUCCUUCGUAUGGCCAAGAGGGGCGCUAUCAUGCGCCGACUCCCCAGUGUGGAAACUCUUGGCUCCGUCAAUGUUGUUUGCAGUGAUAAGACUGGAACCCUCACGAUGAACCACAUGACUGUUACGAAGAUGUGGCAUUUUGAUUGCGAUGAAGCAUUCGAGGUUCAGCGCGACAUUGCCUCGACACUUUCACCAGGGCCGGCAGCACGCACUAUUCUUAGGGUUGGAAACAUUGCAAACAAUGCUCGGCUCUCGCGCACUCACGCAAACUCUCCAGCUAGCGCCUCUUCCGCAGCAGUCUUGUCAUCAACCGUCGACCGGGACUCGAGUGCUAUCAAGAGUCGAUGGGUUGGCCAGCCUACCGAUGUCGCUAUUUUGGACCUGUUGGAUAACCUCGGAGAAGAUGAUGUCCGCGAGCGAAUCAGCGCUCGUGUAUCUGAAACCCCCUUCAGCUCUGAGCGAAAAUGGAUGGGUGUCAUUAUUGGCAGCGGUGCUCCUGGGGAAACCUAUGGAGGGUCCAAUGUGGCUUAUAUCAAGGGCGCUCUUGAGCAAGUUCUGGCUCGUUCGGACACAUACCUGACCAAGGAUGGUCGAGAGGUAAUUCUGGACGAGCCUCGACGCAAGAUUAUCCGGGACGCGGCAGAGCACAUGGCAUCCGAGGGUCUUCGAGUUCUUGCCUUCGCCAGCGGUGCCGCGCGAGACGAAUCCCGGGGUAUGAAGGGAUUCGGCAGCCGGUCUAGCACUCCUGUCUCCAAGUCCAGCAGCCCGAAGGAUGACGAUGAUCGGUAUAAUGGAUUGGUGUUUGCAGGAUUGGUUGGAAUGAACGAUCCUCCUCGCAAGGAUGUGCACAAGUCUAUUCGACGUCUAAUGGCUGGUGGAGUACGAGUCAUUAUGAUUACAGGUGAUGCCGAGACAACGGCCGUGGCUAUUGCAAAGAAACUGGGAAUGCCAAUUAAUGAAUCUGCCGGGUCACGAUCGGUCAUGCGCGGUGAUGAAUUGGACCAUAUGACAACAGCGCAGCUCGCUCAGGCUAUUUCGACCACAUCUGUCUUUGCCCGUACCAGCCCCGAUCACAAGAUGAAAAUUGUUCGCGCACUGCAGUCUCGUGGAGAUGUGGUUGCCAUGACUGGCGAUGGUGUUAAUGAUGCCCCUGCUCUGAAGAAGGCUGAUAUUGGCAUUUCAAUGGGUCUUCUUGGCACCGACGUUGCCAAGGAAGCAGCAGAUAUGAUUUUGACGGAUGAUGACUUCUCGACUAUCCUUCGGGCCAUUGAGCAAGGCAAGGGAAUUUUUUAUAAUAUUCAGAACUUCAUUACUUUCCAGCUCAGCACCAGUGUGGCUGCGCUGAGUCUCGUGUUGCUCAGUACGACGCUCGGUUUCAAGAAUCCACUGAAUGCCAUGCAGAUCUUGUGGAUUAAUAUUCUGAUGGAUGGCCCACCGGCCCAGUCCCUUGGUGUUGAGCCUGUUGACCCCAUGAUCAUGAACCGGCCCCCGCGACCGAAGACCGCGCGGGUAUUGACAAAACCGCUCAUACAGCGCGUCCUUACUUCUGCCAUGGUUAUCAUGCUAGGCACCCUCUCCAUUUACAUCCAUGAAAUGGGCGAUGCGACCGAUGGCCAGCCAUUGGGCACCCGUUCCGGUGUGGUCACGGCCCACGACACCACUAUGACAUUCACCUGCUUUGUUCUCUUCGACAUGUUCAAUGCCCUGACCUGUCGCAGCGAAGGCAAGUCCGUGCUCCGAGGCGAAAUCGAUCUAUUUGGAAACAAGAUGUUCAACUACGCUGUCCUCGGCUCAUUGGCCGGUCAAGCGUGUGUCAUCUACCUUCCCUUCCUGCAACGCAUUUUCCAAACCGAGCCGCUUGGCUUUGGAUCCCUGCUUAAGCUUGUUUGUCUCGCGAGCACUGUAUUCUGGGUCGAUGAAGGCCGUAAGUAUUAUCAUGCGCUCCGUCGUCGGGGUGGCCUCGGCGCUGGGUACAGCCUCAAUGUUUGA
This is a messenger RNA of Penicillium longicatenatum, 3198 nucleotides long. RefSeq names its product Ca(2+)/Mn(2+)-transporting P-type ATPase PMR1 (gene pmr1). Bases 1 to 3198 code for a protein of 1065 amino acids. The transcript is spliced from 3 exons. Gene Ontology annotation, biological process: calcium ion transmembrane transport; manganese ion transport; intracellular calcium ion homeostasis. Gene Ontology annotation, molecular function: ATP binding; P-type calcium transporter activity; ATP hydrolysis activity. The record is from RefSeq and is a predicted model, not a curated record. NCBI's taxonomy places the organism in Eukaryota, Fungi, Ascomycota, Eurotiomycetes, Eurotiales, Aspergillaceae. Gene Ontology annotation, cellular component: plasma membrane; Golgi membrane; endoplasmic reticulum.